AUGGCACCUCACAAGGCUCUACUUUACCAUUAUACCUUUGUCCCGCCGCGGCUAGAUGCCAAAUCUUGUAUAGGUCGGACCAUGCCACAACGACAGACGGCGGUCCCAGACGAACCAGGGUAUUUCAACCUAGAUAGGAGGGCCGUCAAGGCUUACUUGGGCCUUCUGAAUGAAGAACAGCGCCAAAGUAGCGAAGAUGAGAUUCUUCAAGACGCCCUGCAGAACCGUGGUGAUCUACUGGAGCACCUUGGCCUCGCGAAUGCCGCUCUCCCAAAGCGUCCCAAGUCCGAGAGCAGCGAGACGCCUGAUGUGCCGUUCUGUGACCGCUGCCAUAACCUCAUCCACCACCACACCGGGACUCCUAUCUACCACCCAACCAUAGAGGCAAUCCGUGAGACGAUUCAAGAGUCGCCUUACAAGUACAACCAUGUCUAUCACGUCCUUGACGCCGCCGAUUUCCCCAUGUCGCUCCUACCACAGGUUCACCGGCUGCUCGACCUGAUGCCCCUACGCACCAAAAACCGCCGCUCGCAAUCCGGCAAGUUCUUCAAGGGGAAGAAGACCGAAAUGAGCUUUAUCAUAACCAGAUCUGAUCUGCUGGCGCCAAAGAAGGAACAGGUGGACAGGCUGAUGCCCACCCUGGUCGACAUCCUGAGACAUGCGCUCCCGCGUGACUCGAGGCAUGUGAGGUUGGGCAAUGUGAGGUGCGUGAGUGCCAAGCGGAGCUGGUGGACCCAGGAGGUCAAGGAGGACAUAUGGAAGCGAGGAGGUGCUGGGUGGAUGGUGGGCAAGGUGAAUGUCGGCAAGAGCCAGCUCUUUGAUGCCGUGUUCCCGAAAGGCCGGAUGGAUUGGAAGGAAUCCAAGCACGAUAUCUCAGUGGCUGUCCAACCUCGGAAAGAACACGCCCUCGAACCAUUAGUCGACGACCAGGAGGAUGUCAGGCAUGCUGUGCUACCGGACAUUGACGAUCUUGGCGAAGACUCUUUGUUGCCGCCACCACAAGAAGAGACGAAUUUUCCUCGUAUGCCGGUUGUUUCGGCAUUGCCGGGGACUACUGCGUCUCCCAUUCGGGUCCCCUUUGGCGGUGGGAAAGGCGAGCUCAUCGAUUUACCCGGUCUCGAACGCAGCGAACUGGAGACUUGGGUCCGUGAAGAGCAUCGGCCUUCACUUGUCAUGAAGGCUCGCGCAAGCCCGGAGCAACAUGUCAUCAAGCCUGGCCAGUCGCUUCUGAUCGGCGGCUUCAUCAGGAUUACACCGCGCACGCCGGACCUCAUAUUCCUUGGCUAUGCGUUUACGCCCAUCGAACCACAUCUGACGGCAACGGAGAAAGCAAUCGAGAUACAGGAACAGACGUCUGGUAUCAAGGCUGGAAACAUAUCUGUCCCAGCCACUGGAGAGAAGAUCAAGCAUGCCGGAUCGUUCAAAUUACAGUGGGACGUCACCAAGAAACGCGCCGGCCCCAUCACCAGGAAAGACGCCGCUGGAAUCAAGGUCGACCGUCUCCCAUACCGUGUCCUGUCGCUUGAUAUCCUCAUUGAGGGGUGUGGCUGGGUGGAGAUCACUGCACAGGUCCGGACGAAGAACUUGUUCGCACCUCCACCUAGUACUCUCCCGAAAUCCAGGCCGUCUUCCAAGAAGGCCAUCAAGGCGGGCAGGGAAGAGAUUCUCCAGGAAUUGGACCUGUCGGAUCCAGGCGUGGAAGAUGAGAAUGCUCAGCAUGCUGAUUCGGGUGAACCGGAGCCCAACUGGCCAGUCGUGGACGUCUUCUCUCCAGAGGGCCGCUUCAUCGGAUGCCGACCACCCCUGAAUGCAUGGCUGUACAAUAAGGUCCGCAAGACUGCUGAGACGAGCAAGAAGCGGCCACGGAAGAGCAUGACGGGGGCUAAGAGAAGGGACAAGGACGCUGGGAGGGCCAGAUCUGCCGAGGCAUGGUAG
Molecule: messenger RNA, 1935 nt
Organism: Diaporthe citri
Lineage: Eukaryota; Fungi; Ascomycota; Sordariomycetes; Diaporthales; Diaporthaceae
Exons: 2
Coding region: 1-1935 (644 amino acids)
Cellular component (GO): mitochondrion
Source: RefSeq, a predicted model, not a curated record